Prorocentrum cordatum is the source of this 396-nucleotide messenger RNA. The record is from the annotation of a GenBank genome assembly. Lineage: Eukaryota; Dinophyceae; Prorocentrales; Prorocentraceae.
CCAUUUUGGCCCAAGGCGGCUCACGGGUGCAGGGACGGACACAGCCAGAGCGCACCCGCCGCCCACCGCCUGGGCCGCGCCAUGCUACAGCCUGCCGUGGCGACCAGCGCGCUGCGGGCCUGUGCCCUUGGCGCCCGCGCCGCCCAGCACCGCCCCGCGGCCGCGGCGGCCGAGAGGCUCGCCGUCAGGGAGGCCUACCGCAGGCUGGCCCUCCAGCUGCCGCUGCAGUGCUCCACGGACGACCCCGAGGUCACCGCGGUCCGCCGCGCGCUGGCGGCGCGCUCCGCCCCCGCCCCCGCGGGGCACGGCGAGCGGCGCGCGGGGCGGGGCUCCCCGCACAUGGCGCCCUGGGCCGGGCUCGCAGCGCCGGCGCGCGUCGUCUAUCGCGUGGAGUAG